AUGGCGAUCGUGCGCGCGGCCGCGCCGAAGCCCGCCGCCGCGCGCCAGUUCGCGCGCGCGCCGUCCGCGCUCGUCGCGAUAGCGCCGAACCGCCAUCGCGCGUUCCGCGCCUCCGUCGCCGCGAAGGCGGCGUACGGCAAGGACGAGAAGGGCGACUACCCGAGCCUCGACUACAGGAUCUUCUUCAAAGACGGCGAGAAGGCCAUCUCGCCGUGGCACGACGUCCCGCUCUACAACGCGGACGGGACGUGCAACUUCAUCUGCGAGAUCCCCAAGGAGACCAAGGCGAAGAUGGAGGUCGCGACGGACGAGCCGCUGACGCCGAUCAAGCAAGACACGAAGAAGGGCAAGCUUCGCGACUACCCGUACAACAUCAACUGGAACUACGGCAUGCUCCCGCGGACGUGGGAGGACCCCGGGCACGAGCACCCGGAGAUGAAGGUCAUGGGCGACAACGACCCGGUGGACGUCGUCGAGAUCGGCUCGGCUCAACGCGAGAUGGGUUCGGUCGUCCCGGUGAAGCCGGUCGGCGUCUACGCGAUGAUCGACGACGGCGAGCUCGACUGGAAGGUCAUCGCGAUCGCGGCGGACGACCCGAAGGCGAAGGACGUGAACGACGUCGCGGACGUGGAGAAGCACUUCCCCGGGGAGCUCGAGAAGAUUCGCGUGUGGUUCCGCGAUUACAAAACCCCGGACGGAAAGCCGCAAAACGCGUUCGGCUUGAACGACGAGUGCAUGGACAAAGCGUACACGAUGGCCGUCAUCGAGGAGACGUCGGGGUUCUACGAUAAGCUCAAGUCCGGCGCGCGCGAGAACGACAAGGGGCUCUCGCUCGAGUAAUUAAUCAUACCGUACGUCCGAGCC
Micromonas pusilla CCMP1545 is the source of this 864-nucleotide messenger RNA. RefSeq lists its product as uncharacterized. Lineage: Eukaryota; Viridiplantae; Chlorophyta; Mamiellophyceae; Mamiellales; Mamiellaceae. Gene Ontology annotation, cellular component: cytoplasm. Gene Ontology annotation, molecular function: inorganic diphosphate phosphatase activity; magnesium ion binding. The coding region runs from base 1 to 840 and encodes 279 amino acids. The transcript has 2 exons. Gene Ontology annotation, biological process: phosphate-containing compound metabolic process. The record is from RefSeq and is a predicted model, not a curated record.